Molecule: messenger RNA, 2463 nt
Organism: Chlamydomonas reinhardtii
Lineage: Eukaryota; Viridiplantae; Chlorophyta; Chlorophyceae; Chlamydomonadales; Chlamydomonadaceae
Exons: 12
Coding region: 493-1995 (500 amino acids)
Biological process (GO): asparaginyl-tRNA aminoacylation
Cellular component (GO): mitochondrion
Molecular function (GO): ATP binding; asparagine-tRNA ligase activity
Source: RefSeq, a predicted model, not a curated record
UUCACAGGCGAUUUGCUGAUGCGUUUGACCUUCACCUUGCUGUCACGUUUGACUGCCGUGGGCCAGGGGUUGAAUAUGCAUAGCUUUGCCAGCCAGAAAGCUAGUUCCAGGCUCAGCUCGAUUGCAUCGUCGCGUAUUACUCCUUUCGUUGGCAAAGCUCCCACUUCCAUUCAUAAACCUGCACGCUGCCUGGCGACCACCCACCAAACCAUGGAAGCGUCGACUUCUGGCUCAAGCACCUCGAGCGAGGUUGAGGCCCUGCGCGCUCAAAUCAGCAAGCUGGAGGCGACGCUGAAGGAGAAGGAGAAGCAGCUGGACACUGUGUACCCUUACUCGCGUUCAUACAACAAGACUGCUGUUAACACUAUCCUGGGCGCGGCGGACGGGGGCAAGAGCCUGGUUGGCCAGACGCUGCGCGUGGGUGGCUGGGUGAAGACCGGCCGUGAGGCUGGUGCGGGUGCCUUCUGCUUCCUUGAGGUCAACGAUGGCUCCAUGUUCGAUAGCCUGCAGGUGAUGGUGUCGAAGGAGGUGGCGGAGGAGGUAGGCGGCCUGAAGACGCUGGUGCCCACCGGCACCUCGGUGCUGGUGGAGGGCCACCUGGAGGCCACCCCUGAGGGCACCAAGCAGGCCGUGGAGCUGAAGGCCACCAAGAUCGUGCACGUGGGCCCCUCGGACGCCGCCACCUACCCCAUUGCCAAGAAGAAGACCACGUACGAGUUCCUGCGCGAGAAGAUGCACCUGCGCCCGCGCUCCAACACCAUCAGCGCCGUGGCGCGCAUCCGCAACGCGCUGGCCUUUGCCACACACCGCUUCUUCCAGGAGAACGGCUUCCUGUACGUGCACACGCCCAUCAUCACCGCCUCCGACUGCGAGGGCGCCGGCGAGAUGUUCCAGGUGACCACGCUGCUGGGCAAGAUGAAGGAGCACGAGGGCGCGCCGGCGGUGUCACCGGCCGAGCUGGAGGCCGCCAAGGCGCAGGUGGCGGCGCACGGCGAGGAGGUCAAGGCAGCCAAGGCGGCUGCCGCUGCCAACAAGGAGGACAAGUCGCUGGCCGCCGCCUCCAAGGCGGCCGUGGACAAGCUGCUGAAGGCCAAGGAGGAGCUGGCCAAGCUGGAGGAGGGCUCCCGCAUCGUGGGCGGCAUCAAGCGCCUGCCGGACGGCACCCCCGACUAUAAGGAGGACUUCUUCUCCAAGCCCGCCUUCCUCACCGUGUCCGGCCAGCUGCAGGGCGAGUUCUACGCCUGCGCGCUGUCCAACAUCUACACCUUCGGCCCCACCUUCCGCGCCGAGUACAGCUUUACGGCGCGCCACCUGGCGGAGUUCUGGAUGAUUGAGCCGGAGAUGGCGUUCUGCGACCUGAAGGACGACAUGCAGUGCGCCGAGGACUACGUGCGCUACUGCUGCAAGUUCCUGCUGGAGAACUGCAAGCCUGACCUGGAGUUCAUCAACAAGAUGGUGGACAACACGGCACUGGCGCGCCUGGAGCAGGUGGCGUCCACGCCCUUCAAGCGCAUCAGCUACACGGAGGCGAUUGACCUGCUGCUGGGCGUGGUGGCGGAGGGCAAGAAGUCGUUCGAGUUCAAGGUGGAGUGGGGCAUCGACCUGUCGACCGAGCACGAGCGCUACCUGACUGAGGAGAUUUUCAAGCAGCCCGUCAUCGUGUACAACUACCCCAAGGAGAUCAAGGCGUUCUACAUGCGCCUGAACGACGACAACAAGACCGUGGCGGCCAUGGACGUGCUGGUGCCCAAGGUGGGCGAGUUGAUCGGCGGCUCUCAACGUGAGGACCGCCUGGACGUGCUGGAGCGCCGGCUAGGCGAGAGCGGCAUGGACCUGGCCGCCUACGAGGGCUACCUCGACCUGCGCCGCUACGGCACCGUGCCGCACUCGGGCUUCGGCCUGGGCUUCGAGCGCCUCAUCCUGUUCGCCACUGGCCUCGACAACAUCCGCGAGGUCAUCCCCUUCCCGCGCUGGCCCGGCAACGCCGCGUACUAAGCGGCGCGCCAAGGCGGGGGCUGGGCGGGGGCGGGAGAAGAGAGUCAUGGAAGCGUGUGUGUGAUGGUGUUUGUGCGUGUGCGGGACUGGUGGUGCCCUGGAGGCGAUCCAGGACGUGGGGAAGGGCUGAACGGUGGAGUGCUUGAAGGCCAAGCACAUGCAUAGGGGGGCUGCGGGCGCGCUGGCCUGCAACAGGUGCCGGUGCCGGCGCUGCAGCCGCUUGGGUGCUGCAUAGAGCAGCAACUGACACAUUGUAGCCAGGACGGUUUUUGAACCUUGAGCUGAAGUGAGGUGCGCACGAUCGAGAAAGCCUUUGCUGGUGCUCGGUUCGCACAUGGCAAAACGCUUCCAGUCGGUGUGAUCGGUAGGAGGGACAGGAGUGAGCCCCGUCACUGUAUCAACGGACUAAGUAGGCUAGAAAGGAAGGCGCUCGUCUGUCCCAGGUAGGCAUGGGAUGAGUAGGAGGCU